Aspergillus homomorphus CBS 101889 is the source of this 2013-nucleotide messenger RNA. RefSeq lists its product as uncharacterized. Bases 1 to 2013 code for a protein of 670 amino acids. The record is from RefSeq and is a predicted model, not a curated record. The transcript is spliced from 6 exons. NCBI's taxonomy places the organism in Eukaryota, Fungi, Ascomycota, Eurotiomycetes, Eurotiales, Aspergillaceae.
AUGCAUUAUCUACAAUUGUCCCCUUUCUCUGUGUUCGGUCUCUUCCUGCGCCCUACCCAAUCCGAGCGUUUGACGAUGGCCGAAUCCAAGCAGUUACAGCUUGAUGGCGAGUCGAUGGCGGUCGCCUUCGUGAAAAAUCGUCUUCCAGCGUCUCACCCCAUGUUUGAUUAUUACAAUCGUACAGUGGGGGAGGAGAUUGCCGAAGACGAGGGCGAGGAGGAUGACGCUCCAUCCCGUCCUGCGUUCACCCAAGCAAGAACCAUGACCUUUUGGGCGAAUUUGUUUCCUCAGGCGAUGGCGAAAUUCAAUCAGUCAUCGCCAUCCCGUCAACGCGAGCAAAAGACAUACACCAUUCGAGACAAGGCUGACUGGGACUCGGUAGUCGAUACUCUUGAAGCGGCGCGCGACCACUAUCAGCCUACUGAGAUAUCCGGCCACAAAUGGGGGUGGCGAAGCUGGACCAGAGCGCGACGCCGUGCAGCAGAUCACGUCGAGCCAGUGGCUGAAGUCGUGCGCACGGCGGCCGCUGUAGCGCCGAGCAACCCCUAUUCAACGCCUGUCCUGGCGUCGCUUGGUAUUAUCCUGCAGGCAGUUAAGGCAUCUAGCAAUGUUCGAACCCGGACUCUCGAAGGCUUGAAAGACCUGAUCCCCGUGUUCUCGGAAGCGGAAUUGUUUCUUUCCACCUUCCCCAAAGACGAUUAUAUCAACAAGGCCUCCCUAGACCUGGCUGUUGCCACCUUGGACGCCAUCGAUCGGGCUAUCACGUUCUUCUCUAGCAAUGAGUUCUUCCGUGGGGUAAAAGCAAUCUUGGCUGGUGGACAAUAUGAGAGUGCCUUGCUGAAAAGCCUCGAUCAAAUCCAAAAUAAAAGCCAGACUCUGAAUGAGGAGGCGAGGAAGUCGUACAGUCACGAGAACCAUAUCGCUAUACAACAGUCACGGCAGCGCGACAAGGGGAACAAGGCAUUCCAGGCCAUCGUGACCAACGGAAUUAAAAAGAUUCAGGAUCUGAUGGCUGAACACAUGAUGCAAAUGGAGUCGGAUCGAUUGCGAGCGGAGUCAGAUCUACAGCGGAAGAACGAUGAAUUGGAGGCAGCCCGUGAGGAGAUCCGAUAUCUGCAAUCACGCAAGGGAUGGCUACAUGGCGACUUCCUUGACGUUAUCCCGCUGGAAGAUCGGCUAUCCCGCCCUCAUACCCCCACAGUCCCGACAUACCUUAGCCUUGUAACUCUGCGACGAAUGCUCGGUGUCCCAGAGCUAGAUCAAUUUGAUAUGCAUUCGGUGGCAAAUUUGAGAGGCAGACUGCCCGAGAAGGAACAGGCGCAGGCCGAGCAAGCGCUGCAUACGGCAGAAUUCCAUCAAUGGCUGGUGGCACCGGCCUCUUGUCAGCUCCUGGCCGUCUGCGAUCGCCCCGCGGCCACAACGCAGGUGGGGGUCUCGGCGCUCUCAGUGCUGGCGUGCACAAUCACGCAAGCCAUGCAGGCUCAGCCGCGGUUCAUAGCAUUGGUGUUUUUUGCGGGCAGACAAGCAGAACGUGUCUCGGUUGGUGAGGGGGAGGCUUCAGGCGGGCCUACCGCCCUGGUUCGCUGCCUUAUUGACCAGCUGCUCCGCCAACACGACUAUGAUCUCCGACGCCAGGCUCUUGCCGGCGACGUGAUGGGCUCGUUGGACGAGCAGAUCGAGCUCUUGGAGAGUCUGGUCCGACAGCUACCUUUCACCCGCACCCUGUGUUGUCUUAUCGAUGGAGUUGUACUCCUGGAAAGAGAUGACGAAUACGCUGCAGCAGCGCUGCCGGUGUUGUUGCGUCUCAUCAAGCUCGUUCACGAUCCUAGUGUCCGCGCCCCGCUGAAAUUACUAUUCACCAGCACUCCUGGCCCUACAUUUAUUCGGAAGGCCUUCGUGAGCCCAGAAGAAGUCCUGAACGUCCGGGCAUUAGCGUCGCAUGGGCAGAUCCCGAGUGACGAGCGAGUGGCACGUGAGCUUGGCGAGGCGUUCUAUGAGGAAGAGCAAUGGUAA